Molecule: messenger RNA, 5959 nt
Organism: Gadus macrocephalus (Pacific cod)
Lineage: Eukaryota; Metazoa; Chordata; Actinopteri; Gadiformes; Gadidae
Gene: slc25a14
Product: solute carrier family 25 member 14
Exons: 7
Coding region: 486-1592 (368 amino acids)
Biological process (GO): mitochondrial transport; transmembrane transport
Cellular component (GO): mitochondrial membrane
Source: RefSeq, a predicted model, not a curated record
GAGCGUGCUUCAUCCUUUAAUGCUCAGUAGCCGGCUAACGUUUCUAUUCUACAGAACUGAUCGCUAACCGUUAGCAACGCCAUCUGCUAGCAACUGAGCUCCUAUGAACGACCUUGUGUUUGUUGAUGAAUGAGCACGAUGUAAAUAUUUUAUUAAUUCAUAUCAAAUGAAUGGCCGGAGACUAUGCAUAUAUGUUGUCAAUCAACUAUCUGUGUUUUAACUGGUUAGAAUAAGUCCUUAUUUUCACCGACACUGUUGCUGUCAGCGCCUGCCACUCAAGAUUCCCCCGCCCCGGCGCGUUCAGCCAAUCGGAACAUCUUUCCACUAGAUUGACUUCACUUUCAGCCAAUGGAAAGCUCGCUAAUCUAUGACAUUCCUUCCAUCAACGUUUAAUCGGGCUGGCUUCUCUUUCCGGCGCAGUGCUCUGGAUGCUGAUGCUGAGGACGCCUGUAUCCAGUAGAAUCAGUUGACCAAGGCUCGCCAAGAUGUUACAUUUCUUGAGGCUGCAGCAUUAUGUCUGCGUGUAUGUUUAUGUUUAUCUCGGCCUCCUACUUAUGUUUAUCACCGGCCUGCAGCAGGUAGACGCAGCUGCUGUAACGGAGAUGGCCAAUUUAAAUUGGAAACCGUUCAUUUACGGAGGGAUGGCCUCGAUUGUCGCAGAAUUCGGUACGUUUCCCAUCGACUGUACCAAGACGAGGCUACAGGUCCAGGGUCAGGCCCAGUACAUGGAGGUGCGCUACAAGGGGAUGUUCCAUGCCCUCUACAGGAUCGGCAAGGAGGAGGGCGUCAAGGCACUCUACUCAGGGAUUUCCCCGGCGCUGCUGAGACAAGCUUCAUACGGGACAAUCAAGAUCGGAACGUACAACACCCUCAAGAGACUGUUUGUCACCAAUCCCGAAGAUGAAACCAUGGUGAUCAACGUGUUCUGUGGGGUGGUUUCCGGAGUGCUGUCGUCCUCCAUGGCCAAUCCCACCGACGUCCUCAAGAUCCGCAUGCAGGCCCAGGGUAGCUUGCUCCAAGGCAGCAUGAUCUCCAACUUCGUCAACAUCUACAAGACGGAAGGCACCAGGGGGCUGUGGAGGGUAAGUCGUUGUUCGGGAUCCGAUCGCAAAACAAACGCACAGGAAGUUAAAACAAAACCUCAAUGUUUGAACCCUGGACGGGUCUGGCGUCAUGACGUGUGGUCCCGUGGGCGUUCCCCUUCUCCCCAGGGGGUGAUUCCCACGGCCCAGCGGGCGGCCAUCGUCGUCGGGGUGGAACUCCCCGUCUACGACAUCACGAAGAAGCACCUCAUCAGCUCGGGCACGAUGGGAGACACCAUUUUGACGCACUUCAUCUCCAGCUUCACGUGCGGCCUGGCCGGGGCGGUGGCGUCCAACCCGGUGGACGUGGUGCGCACGCGCAUGAUGAACCAGCGCGCCCUGUCCGGAGGCCCCGCCUACAAGGGCACGCUGGACGGCGUGAUGCAGACGUGGAAGAACGAGGGGUUCUUCGCCCUCUACAAGGGCUUCUGGCCCAACUGGCUGAGGCUGGGGCCCUGGAACAUCAUCUUCUUCAUCACCUUCGAGAAGCUGAAGCAGAUGCCCUUGUAACGCCAGCCUGCGGUCGGACACUCCUUUUAAACCAUGAAGCCUACAGUCUGCAAGGGCCGCUUAAGCAGGUGCCCUCGUAGAGCCGACCUGGGCGGGACUCUCCUUUUUAACCAUGAAGCGCGACUGUUUGUUAACGUGUUGGGUGCGUGUGUAAGGAGCAGAACCACUGGCAUGUUCCUGAUGUUGGCCCCCCAUCCCCCCCCCCCCCACCUCACUCUCGAUAAACACCAGCGCCUGCACGCACUCACCCCCCCCCCCCUCCCCCCCCCAAAACGACACGUUGAUAAAGCGUCUGCUUUUGUAUUUACUUUCCCAUCACUUCUUUUUAUUUAUGUGUGCGGUGGUUUGAAAGCGGUGCAAUACUAGAGCGCGUUUGUCAUUUGUUUUUCACUCUUAUCAUUGUCGGCAAACCCUGAGCUGGCAGCUGAGGGUCUGGCUGAACAGGGGACGCCAUCCCAGAGCGGACAAGAUGGGUUUACUCACCGCUGCAAAGCCCGCCCCGCUAGUUAUAAGUGUUUUUUUCCGUUUGGCUGACCAAAGGGCUUGUCUGCUUUGGUUUGGGUUUACUUGACGUCUUGGCAUUAGCUUUAUGUCAAGUAUUUUAUGAAUGUACUUUGUUUUUUAAUUUUUUUUAUAGUUACAAUUUAGGAACGGGUUCUUGGCAACCGCUCUUAUAUACGCAAAAGUGUGUGAACGGUAAAAACUAUUUGUAUAGACAAACUUUGUUGUGUGUGUGUGUGUGUGUGUGUGUGUGUGUGCCCUGGCCAGCACGUGAUUGCAUGCCAUGUGCCAUGGAGUGUUUUGCACUUUAAUCGAACUGUUGUUGAACUCUGAGACUCUUGACACAUAGGUAACCAAUAUUCAAGAUUCAUCAGGUGUGUCCCGCCCACUCUUCGCCAUGGCGACAUGCGGUGGGAGGGUGUGGUUCUGGGAACGGUGGACAGCAUUUUAAAGUCUAACUAUCUUUUCUGUAGAACCGACAUUCCCACAAAACUGUAUAUCCUUACUCCCGAAAGCCAAAUUCCGACCAGUUUUGGUUGUUACCAUUUCUGAUAGUGUUAACCAUCGGAAAGCCUGAUAUGAAUUUUUUAUUUGGAAUUAUGACAUGUAGUUUUACUAGUAAUAUUGCUAAAAUGAUCAAUGAACAAUCAUGUAUCUCAGUUAUAGUUUCUGGGAGAAAAAAAAGACAAGGCAACGUCAGUGGCAAGACAUUGCUUGACACUGGGAUAUUAGAUUGAUUUAACAAAUUGAGGCUCUCUGUGAGCCUAUAAAUAUACAGAUGCAAUUAUGCAUUCAUCAUGAUUUGUCUUAAACUCCUUAAAUUCCUUAUAGGACCAACCCAGAAUCCUUACCAAAGCAGCCUACAACUGCAAUAGACUUAUUUGUAGCCUUUUAAGUCACAUCUUCAGUGUCCCUCAUUGGUGAUACCAUUGUGUUGCGAGGUGGGGAUCCACCUUCUGUGUAGAUGACGUCUAAACAUGGAUGCAGUUCAUUCAAUUCUGAUUCUAAGCACUUGUGCAUAGGAUGCACACUGCAAACCCCGGGGCAUCGGAAAGAUUUGCACGUGCUUCAGUUCUCAUCCGUUAUUUGCCAAAAAUCAUGCAGAGUUAAAGGCACCCAGUGCAACUUUCGAGGCUUAAAAAUAAACAUUCAAUUUCUAGUAUUUUUUACACGUAGUAAGUUUCAAUAACUCCAUACCAUUACAUACCGACAUUUAAGCAGCAAAGAUGAGACGUCGUUGUGUGGUGAGAACUGAUACAAAAUCGAUAACAACAACAAUGCCGCCAUUUUCUUUAUUUUUUGUAACCUACAAUAAAUAAAGCAGGCUUCCAGUCAAUGGAAAAAUGGCUUCUCCCCACCGGCGAUUGUUGUUGUUUACGAUUUUCUAUCAGUUCUCACCACACAACGACGUCUCAUCUUUGCUCCUUGAAUGUCGAUAUGUAAUGGUAUGGAGUUAUUGAAACUUACUAUGUGUAAAAAAGACUAGAAAUUGAAUGUUUAUUUUUCAUUGAAUGUUUACAUAAAGUUGCACUGGGUGCCUUUAAGAAGUGCUGAGUUUCGCACCGCAGCAUUAUUCUGCUGUCAUCCCCAUUAGCAUUGACUCUGUUCUCCACCCACACGUAUUACAGGAUGACGCACGGUAUUAAGAUGAACUUUGCAUAUACAAAUAUUUCUGUGUGUAGUCUUGACAAAAUUCAAAAAGGUCAGUAAUGAGUGUCAAGGUGUGCAGUUAGAAAGUGGCCAGUGAACGAAGGCAGAGACUGCCUUUAGCUGAGGAUUAUUCUUUUAUUUUCUUCCUGGUUCUGGGGCUUCAAUAUGUUAGCCUGGUGACCAUGCUGAUUACGUGAACUCACAUUUUGAGGUCACGUGAUCAGCCUGGUCUCCAAGCUACCCAUUAUAAAGCACCUUGGGUCCUGAGGGCUAUAGAAAAGGGAAUAGUGUAAACUAACUAUUAACAAAAAUUUGGUUCAUAUAUAAUAAUUACUUCCACCUUUUAACUGUAACCAAACAAAAACAUGACAACUUAAGAAUGUGAAUCUUCCUUGUUACUGAUUGGUCGGGUCAAAAUAUUUUUUUAUUGGUUUUAUGUUGUAGUUGCUCCUUUUUGGAGGCCUUUUACAGAACUUUUCUUUUUAUGAUUACUGUUUGUAUCAUGUUGCUUGGAGAACAACUUUCAGUAUGUCCUGCCGGUAUUUCUGAGACGGCUUUUCUUCCCCGUAGAUGCAGACUAGAGACCUGUCUGAUCUCUUUCACACAGAAAAAUAUAUUAUUUAGCCUGAGGUCUGAAUAUGCGUUACCUCAUUGGAGCCUACACUUGACUUCCUGCUUUAGUCUCAUCUCUAUUGGAUAAGAACAUUUCAUUGUGCUCUAACCCAGCCUCUUGGGAUUUCACCAUUGCUUUCAUGUUAUGUCACCUAGUUAUUCGUUCACACAUCCUUUUCGCAAAGAAACGACUUCAGGCUAAUAUAGAACAUGAAUAAAUGAGGUAAUCUAUUGGUUAUAGGAGUGUCUCCAUGUACAGUCAACAAUUUUCAAUCAGUUUCAACCAUGUCAAGUUCAGUUAUGGUCAGCUGCCCUCAUCAAUUGUAUGUUCUGUGCAUCGUUACACGCUUGCACACACUUGAGAUGACUGGUGUGUCAAGAUGAGCAGCAUACAUUUCUGUUGUGCCAAAUUCAACAUACAUGCUCCGAGAAAGAGCAUAUCUGAUUAUACGUAGCAAGUGGAAAAUAUUUUUAAACAAAUGUUUCCUAAUUAUUUGGCUGAAUGAUGCAAUUGUGCAUAUUAUAAUGGCGGAAUUUGUGUUUGGUGUGGUGCAAACAGCUGUUUGUUGUCUUGGCUUCUUAUAUUUUGUAGAUUUUCUAUGAUUUGAUUGAUAAUUGGCAAUACCCUGACUUCAACCAGUCCUUUAACAUGUUUUUAAUGUUUUAUCAAAGCUAGAUUUGUGUAAGAAGGUGUAUACUUGUGCAGUACCUGGAGAUUUAAACCAAAAUGGAUACACAAAGUGCAGUUUAUUGUUGACAUGGCAAUUGUGGGAGGAAGGUUGCGUGUACAAAAUGUACAGUCCUGGGGCUUGCUUUUCUGUCUUGCAAAAUCCAGGUUCUUUUUUUUCACGUUGCACAUAAUGUUUUUAUUUGUUUUUUAAACUUGUCUUUAAUAUGUACAUUCAGUUCAUCAUAAAAUGUCUGUUUUAAAUAUUCUUUAAAUGUGGCGUUGGGCAAAUAUAAUUGCUUUGGUUUUACAAUAGGUACUUUUUAAAUUGUAGUCUUUUUCAGAUUACAGAUGUUUGUAUUUAUUGUGUACUUCACUGGGAAAACCUGCGUUUAUGAAUGUGAUCUGAUUGCAUUCUUUUAAAUGAUUCUGAUAACUGAUUGGUAUCAAUUGUUUUCCAUGUAUGUGUAUGUCUACCCUACCGAUCCAAUUCAAAUUAGUUAUUCCAAACAAAAGCUGUGAUCAUUUAGUCAUUUUCUCUUUUACAAUUGGAAUACUCUAGUACUGUCUCUUUAUUCUACCACACCUCUUUGACAAAAAACAUCAUUUUUGCUGUUAUUACCUGCUUAGUAUACUGAGUUAUACAAAUCAUCCACUAGUCUCUCCUACUCACCCUUUUUUGGCAUGACGACUCAACAUUUUGCCACCCCUUACAACAAGUUCAUGUGUAAAGAAUUGGCCGAUACUUUUCAGCUCUACUGCACUUGGGCAACAUGUCCAUUGAACUUUUAUGUCACAGUUCCCUCUCGAUUGUUUGGGCAUGGCUUGGUAUGGUUGAGAUGAUGGGUCAACUAUUAUUUUUCCUUUUGCUAGUUUGUUUGGCUUCAUAUAAAAAGACAUGUGGGCCUACUGUAAUAAACGAUAUUCACUUAUGGUU